AACCAGUGUAACAUAAGAAGCUGUGUUGCCUGAUCGUUUCAGCGUUUCAACGAACUAUACAUUACAAAAAUAAAUAAAUAAAUGAAAGCAUAGCUCACUGCAAUCCAAGCCAAACGGGCCAGUCGAAGCUGUACAUCGUCACAGCACUUCGGCAAACGGCUUCAACACGGCCUAACCGUUACGUCCCGGAUUGCUUUGGAUCGGUGAUUUUGAACGUUUGAUUACUGUUUCUUUCUUAGUGUGCUGUGCAACCCUUGUCUUCACGACCCAGUCGCCAUAAAUCCCCCGAGCAUAAACAUAAAUAAGCAAUAGCGCCCGUCCCUGCAAGCACUCGCGAGCCAGAUGUUAUCUAUUCACGUUUCCCCGUGCCCGUAAAGAACAAGCGCACGGCCACCGUUUUCUACCGCCCCCCAGGACAGAACAGUUGGCGCGGGGGAAGUGUGGGAGGAGUGUCCCGCUUGUGUUAGUGGGCAGUUUGUUGGGCAGGAUGUUUCAUCGCAGGAACAAAUAGAACAGGAACCCAAAAUACACACACACACACACACACACACACACACACACACACACACACACACACACACACACACACAAAGACGAAAAGGAUAGAAAGCGCACGCGCACACUCCAACACCUCUCUCGCCCCGCUGUCUACCCACCGACCAAGAAUAGGGAAGGAAGGAUGUGACACGGACGGAUGACACGGGUAGUGUAUGUUUUGUGCCUUGUGGCCGUCGAAAAAGUCGAAGCGUCAUCGUUUACCACCAGUGCGAAGCGUGUACCGGAGCGUUUCACGGGUUUGGUUUUGUGCCGAAAUCGGUUGCGGUGUGGACGGUGCUGCAGUGUUUUUUUGCUGUUUGUUGCAAUUGUUGCAAACAACCCAGAGAAGAGGAGGUGGCAGACGAACACACCGUGCACAAUCCUCCCGACCCCACACGCACGCACGUGCAAUUAUGUGCGGACUGUCCUUCCGGGCGAGUGUUUAGCCAACAACGGAAACGCACCUCCCGCCCCCCCCGACAAAGGGAGGGGGGAAAGGGGCCGUAUGGCAGGAUCGGAGCCGCCCGAAAAGCAGUAGUGCCCUUGGAGUGCAUCCCGUAUUCGAAUGUGUGUGUGUGUGUGCGAUUCACAGGAAUAACGUCAUCCAGGAAGUGGUCCGCUAGCCAAGGAACGGGAGGAUAUCUCUUGCUCUCUUCAGAGUGUCCCCCUUCGAUGUAGGAACCACAGAUAUACGCACACGCACAAGCCACACACACACAUACCCACAAACAAGUAACAGUUUUCUUCCGUGUGUGGCAAGUGUUGACAGACGCAACGUAGAAAAAAAAAAAACAAACAACACGUCCUGUGUAGCAAAUCCGGACACCGAACGUCCCCGCUCGCGUGUAGCUGUAGUGCGCUAGUGUCUGUGUGUGUGUGUGCCCCUUUUCCCUGCCCCCUCCUCCCUACGCGUGUGUAUUAUGUCAGCGGUCGUGCACUUUGCCCACGACGGGAUACUGUUCCUGCUGCUGAUCUACGGCAUCAUCGCGCUUGCAAAACCAGUGGCUGGAUCGUCGCUGGCGCUGUGUGAAGGCGGCCAAACAUGUCUUCCACCGAAGGAGUGCUGCGCCCAGGGCUGCUGCUAUCUGUACGCGCCGCCGGGCGCCCCCCGCAUCCCGAUGGCGAGCGGGGACCACGUGCUCGGGCUGCUCUUCCUCAACCACUGGUACUUCUGGUGCUUCCUGUUUGCGGUCGUGCUCGCCCUGCUCUGCACCUGCUCGCUCUGGCGGCGGCGCCGCCAGCUGUGCGGCUGGGACGCGUCCGCCCGCCACUCGCAGUCGGAGGGCGAUUCGGCCGGCUCGUGCUACGCGCCGCCCCAGUACAGCCGCUGCAACUCGUUCCACAUACACGCGCCGCCGCCUUACACGGAGGUUGCCUCCAAGCCGGACCUGUACCCGCUCGUGUUUAGCUACACCGAUCCGGGCAAGGGGAGCAGCGGGGCGAACUACCUGAUGGUGCAGUACUUCCGGAACUACAUCGUGCAGCCGGUCGGCAGCAUCUCCGGCACCAGCACGGUCGACUCGCUCAGCUCGAGCUUCAUCUGCAACGCGAACGAGGCGAACACGCUGGUGCCGCCGCCGUACUCGCGCGCCGCCAGCCCGGACCAGCUGACCGUCGCCUACCGGAACUACCUGCUGCCCCGGUCCGCCUCGCAGCAGGUCUGCCUUACCGCGUACGAGCGCACGGCGGUGGUGGCGGGCGCCCGCAGCCAGCCCGGCCCCGGCUACCACCACCAUCACCAUCACCACAACCACCGGGACGACGAUUCCGGGCUGCUGCUACACGACCAACAGCAGCACCAGCAGCAGCAGCAGCAUCGGGAUGAGUCGCCCCAUCCGGGCACGAUCAGCCACAGCAGCAACAGUGUGUCCCUGCUGGAGUGCGGCCCGGAACCGGAGCCCAGCGAACGGGGCGGACCGAGCCACGACCCGCCAACCGGGGCCAACUGUGAUCGGCAGCGGGCCGGCGGGCUCGUCUGCAAGCACUGCUGCUCGCUCGGCGACAUUGCGAGCGAGCGGCGCCCGGACGGUGGGCCGGCCGCCGGUCCCGCUCUCCACAAGAGCCUCGACACCUGCUGCCACGUGCUGCUGGACGAGUCGCUGGCGCACGCGGGCGGCCCGAGCGGUGGGGCGAAGCAGGCGGGGCGGCGCCACUCGGGCGCCGUCUCGAGCGUCGGCUCGAACGUGUCCAGCCUGGUCAAUCUGGAGGGGCCGGCGAGCUCGCCGCCCCGCGCCACCAGCCCGACGGCCGAGGUGCGCGAACUGCUCGAACAGAUACGCCAGCUGCACGGCGAGGAGGCCGGUGGUGGUGGUGGUGGUGGUGGCGGCGAGGGUGCGACCGGGCGAUCAGCACAGCCGCCCGCUAGCUACCGGCGGCCGUCGUCGCUGGUCGGGCGGCGCAGCAAGCUGUUCGCGAAGGGCGGUCCGCCGCCGGGCGCCUCCCGCGCCAUGUACAUACCGGUUGCGUCCUGUGCGCCCCACACGGCCGGCGGCCAGCGGCCCCUGCGCAGCCCGGCCUCGAUGUCGAGCGCGGCGAGCAGCUUCCUCAGCCGCCAGCGCCACUGCUGGCUGUCCAAGUCGGCCCCGACCACGCCCGGCACCGGGCCGGGCAGCUUCGGCGGCGGCGGCGGUGGGGGUGGGGAUGGCGGAGACACGGCCCCCGACAACCGGCCGCUGCUGCUGACCGAGCAGGAGGAAGACGGCGAACAGAACGUUUAGUGGCGGCGGGAGGCAGGCAGUUAGGCAAGCAAGCAGGCAAAAAGCAAACAGAAAUCAACGAAACCCAUUUCGUGACCACACACACACACACACACACACACACACACACACACACACACACACACACACACACACACACACACACACACACACAGACACUAUCGAAGCAAUAUGGAGCGACCACAGAUACUUACCGAGGCGCAUGUGGUGUCCCGGACAACCACCCUCCCCCUCCCCACACCCGUGUGUGAUCCAAAGAACGGAACGAAAGCAGCGACAAUGGCCUUAGACGUGUUAACAUCUUGAGUGUCAUGGCCAGUUUUGGUUUCCCGGGGGGGGGGGGGGGGGCAAUGUCAUCAUAUGGGGUAGAGAGGGAGAUACUGAUAUUAAAUCCUUAUUUGUUCCAUGAGGUAAGGCAUAUGUCCUAUGCCUUAUCCAAUUCUUCUAAAAUUCCUGUACUAUACGUACGCUGCAGGUUUGUCGGCUUUGGUAACUGUAUCGGUUCCGAGUUCCGAGUAUGGAAGUUUCGUUCUGAAUCCGGAACAGGUACAGUUACAAUUCCGGAACAGGUACAGUUCCGAAUCCGGAACAGGUCCAGAUACAGUUCCAGAAAAGGAAUGAAAUCGGGAGCGUUUUCAGGGUUUUCAGGGUAUGAGUCCGGCAUUAGUUCGAGAACCGGCAUGGGUUCAUGAUCAGAUCCAGAACCGGUAUGGGUUCAUCAUCUGUUCCAGGUUCGAUAUGGGUUUAAGCACAGUUCCAGGACCAGUAUAGGCUUAUAAUAGGUUCCAGGACCGGUAUGGACUCAAAAUCGGCUCCAGGGCUGGUAUGGAUUCAUGAUAGGUUCCACUGCAGGAAUUGGUUCAUGCUCGGUAUCAGAACCUGUAUGAAUUCAUGCUCGGUUCCAAGGCCGGUAUGGAUUCAAGAGCGGUUCAAAGACCGGUAUAGAUUCAUGAUUAGUUCCAGGACCAGUAUGGGCUCAAGAACGGUUCCAGGAUCGUUAUAAAUUUAUAAUCAGUUUCAGCACCAAUAUGGAUUCAUGAUCGGUUCCAGGGCCGGUAUGGAUUCAUGCUCGGUACCAGAACCGGUAUAAACUCAAUAGCAACUCCUAGGCUAGUAUGGGUUUAUGAUCAGUUCCAAGACCGGUAUAGGUUCAUAAUAUGUUCCUGGUUCGAUAUGGGUUCAUCAUCGGCUCCAGGACCGGUAUAAGCUUAUGAUAGAUUCUAGGACCGGUAUGGGUACCGGUAUGAUCGGUAUGGUUCCUGGACCGUUACGGGUUCAUGGUUGGUUCCAAAGAUGGUAUGGGUUCGCACUCGGUACCAGAACCGGUAUGAACUCAGAAUCAACUCCUGGACUUGGUAUGCGUUCAGUAUUUCUUCAAGUACUUAUAUGAAUACAGUGUCUUUGGGGUUCCAGUUCAAUCAUUUCGGCGUCCAUUUGAAGGUAAAUGGAAUUCAAGUAAUGUCGUUGCGCAGCAUUCUAAUGAGAUCAAAUUUACUAGUUAUUGUGAAAUUUUGCAAAAAAAAAACUAAAUGUUUUCAUCAAUGAAACGUCUAGUUGAACAAGAAUCCUAAUCCACAAUGUUGUAUUACCGAUGAUUGAUAUCUUAACACAAAACGAAGAAACGUACGAAAAGAACGAAGAGAACGGAUCGAAAAUUAAAAAUUUAUCAUUCGCAUCUCAUGACUUCUUCUUCUUAUUUGGCUUAACAACCGUUGUCGGUCAAGGCCUGCCUGUACCACUAGUGGGCUUUGGCUUUCAGUGACUAAUUGAUUUCCCCCCAUAGCAGGAUAGUCAAUCCUACGUAUGGCGGCACGGUCUAUUUAGGGAUCGAACCCAUGACGGGCAUGAUAUUAAGUCGUACGAGUUGACGACUGUACUACGAGACCGCAUCUCACCUUGUUAAUAUUCAAUUACUGGUUGCCUCCGCGAUACCAAAUCAGUAAAAUUUGCUCAAAGAACAGUCAAAUGUAUUUCACCAAGGUCAUGUUUCUUUUCUUUUUUUAUCUUGUUGCAAAGCGUCACAAUAAUAUGCCUUACCUCAUAGAAGAAAUUAAGAUUUAAAAUCAGUCAUCUCUCCCGCUAUCACCUCUGCACAGGUGUUAAACAGCUCGAUGGGUGGGUUCUAGGGAGGCGGGGUAUUUGCUUUUGGGACGCGCAGUCUGCGUGGUGGCUUUGGUAUAGGUAUGUGUGUGUGUGUGUGUGUGUGUGUGUGUGUGUGACAAAGACAACAACAACAACAACAAAACAAUACAAAACCUACCACUUUGUUCCGGACCAAGCAAGUGUGUUUCGUGUCUGUGGCUGUUCGUAACCCUUACUUUACAUCCUAUCCUCUCCAUUUCCUUCACCCCUCGCUCCCUCGUGUUUCGCUUGCUACGUUUGUAUUCUUAUAAGUAUUUGUAAAGCAACAAAAUGAAAACAAAAAAAACAACAAAAAAACUAAUGCCAGAAACACACACACACACACCAGGACAAUGGCAAAAAAGGUAACUGACCAUUCCACUCGACUUGAUUGAGAAGUUUCAGAAUGUUGGUAGAAAUUUACUUCUAGUUACGCCGCUUCUUUUCCGCAUUUGAACACUGUUCACACACACACACA
This is a messenger RNA of Anopheles gambiae (African malaria mosquito), 5853 nucleotides long. RefSeq lists its product as uncharacterized. Gene Ontology annotation, cellular component: cytoplasmic vesicle membrane. Lineage: Eukaryota; Metazoa; Arthropoda; Insecta; Diptera; Culicidae. The coding region runs from base 1458 to 3254 and encodes 598 amino acids. The transcript is spliced from 3 exons. The record is from RefSeq and is a predicted model, not a curated record.